This is a messenger RNA of Sparassis crispa, 1122 nucleotides long. RefSeq names its product Urea active transporter. The coding region runs from base 1 to 1122 and encodes 373 amino acids. Gene Ontology annotation, biological process: urea transmembrane transport. Gene Ontology annotation, molecular function: urea transmembrane transporter activity. Gene Ontology annotation, cellular component: plasma membrane. The transcript is spliced from 12 exons. The record is from RefSeq and is a predicted model, not a curated record. Lineage: Eukaryota; Fungi; Basidiomycota; Agaricomycetes; Polyporales; Sparassidaceae.
AUGGUUCGCUGUUCCCUGGACAUUCGCAUCCUGCCUCGGAUUGGCCGCACGUGCACUUCUCAACAACCCAAGUUCCCAACAUACCCGAAUCCGCUAUCCGCCGCCCAGACAGGUGCAGGUCUGACUGCGACCGCUGCUGCUGUCGUUGUCAUGGGCAAGGGUGGUGCCGUCGUCAUCUUACUUGUCGUCUUCAUGGCUGUAACUUCGGCUCUUAGUGCAGAGCUAAUUGGCGUGUCGAGUCUUUUUGCCUACGAUUUGUACCGGACCUACUAUCGCCCUAAUGCAACUGGCGCAGACAUCGUCCGUGUAUCGCAUUACUUUAUCUGCGCGUGGGCCCUCUGGAUUGGUGCUUGGGCCACCAUUCUGAAUGCUGCAACCAUCAAUCUCGGUUGGCUUUUCUACGUGGAAGGGCUCCUCCUCAGCCCGGUUGUAUUCCCAAUUGGGCUGACAGUAACCUGGUCCAAGCUCACGGGAGCAGGUGUAAUAUGCGGGACCAUCAUCGGUGCCAUUUUGAGUAUGCUGGCCUGGAUGAUAUCCUGCUGGAAGAUUUUCGGUACUAUCAAUGUGACCAACCUUGCUGAGCCAUACUCUGCUGUCUGCAGCGGGGUGACGGGCCUCAUUUUCUCCGGGAUCAUCACGAUAUUGGUGUCCCUUGCAAAGCCGGCCAACUACGACUUUUCGGGGACUCGCGCGAUCGUAAUGUACGACGAUGUAGAGACGGAAGGGAUCGGCGAAGACAGCAAAUCUUCGUCCAGCCGCCAGAAUAAAGAUGCGAAUGUCUCGGACGUGGGCUCUGCGCCGUCGAGCGAUGCGGUGCUGCCCAGGGCGGCCGUUGACAGGGCGGAGCUCAUGCGCAUCUUCAAGCGAGCGAUGUGGUACUGCCUCGCGCUGACGGUGAUCGUCGGCAUAGUCGUGCCGCUGCCCAUGUUCUUCGCGCAGUACACGUUCAGCAAGAGCUUCUACAAGUUCUGGGUGGCGUGCACGAUCAUCUGGGCAGCGAUGAGUGGGAUCUUCUGUAUCAUUCUACCUGUCUGGGAGUCGAGAGUCGAGAUUGGGAUCAUUAUGGGUGGAGCAUGCAGGAUGCUCCUGCAAAGGCCGCAGGAACGGCCAACCCAGCAGUGA